Messenger RNA from Laetiporus sulphureus 93-53, 1863 nucleotides. RefSeq lists its product as uncharacterized. The record is from RefSeq and is a predicted model, not a curated record. NCBI's taxonomy places the organism in Eukaryota, Fungi, Basidiomycota, Agaricomycetes, Polyporales, Laetiporaceae. Bases 268 to 1629 code for a protein of 453 amino acids. The transcript is spliced from 4 exons.
CAAACCCGAUAGCCUCGCAGCUUUCUGGCAUCAAAUGGACGGGAGGAUUUGCUCAGUCGUCUUCAAGCACACGGAGGCCACUUGGACGGAUUCUGCGAUGAUCUUAAUGAGGAUCGCUGGGUCUUGAUACCAGUUGGUGAGGCGCUGGGCGUGUCCGACGCACGUACCGCUACGCGGACAGCGCUCGUGGCUGAGAUCUUCCCGCCUGCAAAACGGCCGCUCUCACCUGCGGGUCCUGACGGACCUGAACGCAAGAGGGUUUCCCGUAUGAACGCCCUGCGCGACUUGGAGGCACCGUCUUAUGCGGCGCGAAAUGCACUGCUAUUCGAUAGGCAGGUCCGAGAUAAUGGUGGCGCUAUCUGGAAUGGUCGCCCCUUGGGUCUGCUGGAGGCACCCAUUCGCAUCUACCAUCCUGCCUUUGCCCGCAUCCUCAGCUGCAUGGCCGCCCCUCUCGAGGACCACCGUUUCUCAUCCGAAGAACUUGAUACCGCGUCUUUUCUGAUCAACGCUUUGGCGCCAUAUUACAGGGACGAGGACGAGCGGAUUGUGGCAAUCAAAGGCUUGGAACUGUGUUCACCGCCGGGCCCCAAGGCCCUCCUGCUGCUGGCAGAAGUGAAGAACGGCAUAGGUGAAGGUGAUCGCGACGCAGUGAUGCUCGCCGCUUAUGAGUAUGUCGCUCUUGCGGUGUCGGACGAGCUUCAAGCGCCGAGAGAGAAGUCGUGCCUGCCUGCUCUUAUCCUCGCAAUCGUCGGCGAACACGUCGUCAUAUAUGGAGCCGUCCUCCUAGAUGGAAAACCAGUGGUGCAACGACUAACUAGCCUUGUCACUUUAGGUGCAACCGAGAACAUUCGCACACAUCCUCUCACCGGCAAUCCCGAUAGAAUUGAAUGUGGACGUUCCCGUAUUGACGAAGGGACUCUUCAUGCCGCUCGGGUACUCCGCGCUCUCCGGGACGGCGUUGAGGCACUUGAGCGGUAUUACUCUGCGUCGGCUUCGGCUCCCCUCCCGCCCCCAGGCACUCUCCGAUGCCAUCCCUACCUCACCACGCUCACCUCCGCUGAACACGGGACACUGGCCCUCCAGUACACCGCACGUCUGGCGGAAUUCGACGCUUCCAGGGCGGUCUUCAAGGCGCGCAUGACGGUCGGAGAGGCGGGCGAAAAAGUCGACGUCGCGGUCAAGUUCACGCAUUCGUAUCACCGGAGCGCACACGCGUUGCUCGCGGGCCUGUCUCCGCCGCUCGCGCCGAGGCUGUGGCACUGCGCGCGCGCGGAGGACGUCGGGAUGUGCGUCGUCGUGAUGGACUUUAUCGACUGCGCGGACAAGUGGCGGGCACGAGGGACCCAGGACGACGAGUACGUCGGGACGCUGCGGGCUGCGAUUGGGGCGCUGCAUGAGAGGGACUGGGUGUAUGGGGAUCUGCGGUUGUCGAAUGUAUUGCCCGCCGAGGACGGGAUCAAGUUGAUCGAUUUUGGGUGGUGCGGGAGUGUUGGGGAGGCGCGGUACCCGAGCGACGUCAACCUCAACCCCGGCGUUAUCGGGUGGCACCACGGGGUGCAGCGAGGAGGCCUGAUUGAGAAAGAGCACGACAGGCACAUGUUCAAGGUUGUCACAGGACGGGAGUUCUAACUGCCAUCCUCUUGCCUGUUGGGCCGUGUCCUGGCUGUCUGCGUAGUAUUGUGUCAUACGAGCGGAGGAGGCUUAUACGAAGAUCACUGAUUCCUUCUCACUCUUUGUGGCUCCUGAAGUUGUCGUGCUGCCGGGGAAAACGAGGAAAUUGAAUGAGAUUAGGAGGCGAUAGUGCACAACCCAAUGGAUAAUUGAGUUGAACAGACGGAAAACGGGUAUCAAGGUAUGUGCUAG